CUGAACGAGCACGGAGCAUGCGACGAGUUUUAUGAGCGACGAGGCCAAAUCACAACAGAUCUUCCAAAGACUCAAGCCCAUCUGCGUACCACUCCUUGGUGCCUCGCAUCUCAGUACUUCCUCCAUCCCCGAUGUCUCGCGUCGUUUAACCGAACUUCUUGAUGUGCUGAAGAGUACGCGGCAUUCUAGCCCCGAUCUUGUACUCAGCAACUCCCUUCUGUCUUACACCUUCUAUCCACUAUCAACCCUCCUCUCGCGGAACCCGUUGGAGCAAAUCCCAAAUGGUGUACUGGAAAAGAUCCUCCACUUACUGACGAUCUUGUAUGAGGAUUGGUGGUGGUCGUGUGAGGUUAAGCUAUGGGAGCAACUGUUCGUCUUCUGUGCGGGCGUCAUCGCAGACAUGAAGAUGCCGACGGAGAAAGGAAAAGGGAAAGGGAGAGACGACGAGACCAAAUGCGCGGCCGUUCAGUGCAUGUCCAGUCUAAUCCGACCGAGAACCACGGAAGAAGCGACGAGACACGGUGCAGACGCCCCUGCGCGGCUCGGAGAACUGCGUACCCACGCAUCGGCGCAGCGCUUCAUACCGAUCCUCGGCCAAACGCUCGACUCCCUUCUCACCACCGCGAGCUCUCGCUCUCCUGCUUUGCAACAGUGGUCUUUGGAAGUCUUGGACAUCUUGAUCUGCCAUUAUUUCCCCGCGCACCUGACGCCGUCUGUUCUUCCUGGCGUGGUCAGCACCACCACCAAGCUAGCUUUGGGCGCGCACGAGAAUGUGGGGUGGGCCAAGGGAGCGACGGUCGCCGCGUCAUUGAAGGUCAUGGAAGCGGUCAUCGUGCAGUCUAUCGGGGACGAUGUGUGCAUUCGAGAAGGCGCGGUGAUCGCUGUAGAGGAUCUGGGAGACCUCACGGAGCUGAUGAACACUCAGACCAGCCGAGCUCCUUCGGACGAUUCGAAACGCCCUUACGCGACGGUCCGCUCGCCCAGCUGGCUGCAGGGCACUAGUUCGCAGCUGCACAUUGCGCUGAAUACACUGAAGCCUUUGGUUGUGCACGAAAAUCCCGUGGCACUGCAGGCGGUCAUCGCGUUUUCAUCCGGAGUGCUGCAAGCCACGGUGCUCACGCUUCAUCAGAGCCAGGAGCUUUUGUUGUCCUUUUUGCUCUCAUUGUCGAUCCAACCCCUUCCCGCGGUCUCAGUCAAGGCACGGGCGUCUCUGCUUGAUCUGCUGACCGUACGCUCGAGAGCCCAGCAGCCUCUGCUACAGGCGCUCAUGCACAGCACUCGGGACAACCUCACUGCGCUGCCCCGGCUUCUGUUGUCGCAAGCCGAUUCCAAAGUCCAGCACGUGGCGGGCCUGAUCGAGGGAGUCUGCGCUCUGGGAGAAAGCUUAUCAGUCGUUUCCUCCGGUUUGGCGACUCUCCUCGGGCCUACCGGAGGAAUCGAACGUUGGGGAUGGAGGCUUCUCUCUGUGAUGGAACUGGCUGAACCGCCCCGCAUAUUUUCUCGGACAUCUGCAGCCCAACUGAUGCUCGAGAACGAUCCGGACGGCGACGGAGAUCCUGCGUUCCCCGAAUUGACUCUCAGGAAUCUGAGCACGAGGGCGGCGUAUGAGUCGCUUGUGCGCAUGUGGCAGUGCUUGGGGCGAGCAGCGGGGGACAGCUGUUUGUAUGCUGUCGAAUGGUUCAUCGAAAUCGGCCGGAACGGGGUUGGGAUCCAGGCGGUGGCUGCGCUGUGGUGUGCUUCCCGGCUGCUUGAAGGGGUGGCCAACAUUUCUCUGUUCUCUGGCACACAUUCUCUCGGAGAGCAUCGGAGCGCUCGACUGCAGAAACUGGCGCGAUCGGUGGGGAAGCUUCUUGCGGAGCUUUGGGAUCAGACCACCGAGCCCACUUCGCCUCCUCUGCAAAGUGAAACUGUAGAUGAGGACUUGACUGUUCAGCUCGUCAAAGGCCUCGAUCCCGUGGAAGAGAGUCUCAAGAUCUUCGACUCUCGGAACCUGCCGCCGGCCAGUCGCGCACAGGGCACGUUACACGAGAUUCUUUCGUUGCAGUUGCUUGCUAUCACGUCUGGGAUCCUCCAAUCCCGGUCGACGUCCCUUCUUCUGUACACGCUGUAUCCAGUGCUCCACUCCCUGGUCUCUCCCGACUUUCAUCUGUCCUCGACUGCACUGGCGGCACUCAAUUUCAUGGCGCGACACGCAUCCUACGCGUCGCCGGGUAAUCUGCUGCUCUCGAAUUUCGACUACGCGCUCGACGCUGUCUCGCGCAGACUGACGCGCCGUUGGCUGGACAUACGGGCCACCCGAGUGCUGGUUGUGCUGAUCCGGCUGGUCGGGCCGGAGGUCGUCGAUCGCGCAGGAGACGUCGUCGAAGAAUGCUUCGACCGUUUGGAUGAGUUCCACGGGUAUGAUGUCGUGGUGGAGGGCCUGGUCGAAGUGUUGGGGGAGGUUAUCAGGGUCAUCCAGACUGAGGAGGAGCUGUCACGGGCCCACUUACCGCCCCGGCCAGUGUCGCCUUCUUUGCAGAUCCCGUCUGACGAUGCGCAACUCGAGUCGCUCUUUGCGUGGUUCUCCACCCGAUCGCAGGAAGAUCCGGUCCGGGAGGAAGAAUCGCCUGCCUCUGGCGAUCCUUCUGAGGAGCCGAAAGCGUCACCAGCGCAAGCCCUCACGCAGCAGAUUGUCUCCCGGUCAGUCUACUUCCUGACGCAUGGCUCGCCUGUCAUCCGGGCACGGAUCCUGAACCUGCUGGGAUCUUCGGCUUCUGUCUUGGCCGACUCGUCCCUGCUACCGUCGAUUCACACCGCAUGGCCGUUCAUCAUGAACCGGCUGAACGACAAGGAGACGUUCGUCGUCGCUGCCGCUGCAUCGCUGAUCGAGGGACUCGUUCUGCAGACAGGGUCGUUCAUGUACCGGAGAAUCUGGAACGACGUGUGGCCGCGCUUCCGCACUCUGCUUGCGCAGCUGGACAAGGCAGACCGCUCCAAUGCGCUCUCCCGCCCCACGCAAGCCGGGGGGACUGCCUACGCGCACUCGCACCGGCUGUAUCGAGCGAUGCUGCGGAGCAUGACGGCCACGGUCAAGAGCAUCCGCGCGCAGGACGAGUCGAUUUGGCAAGCGGUGCUGGCGUUUCGCAGAUUUCUGCAUUCCCAUGCACACGAUGAGCUGCAGCGAUGUGCACGCGAGUUCUACCUGGCCACAAGCCAAUCCAACGCCGACCUGGUCUGGCUGGCCCUUUCCAUGUCGCUCCCGACCGCUACCGAUGCUAAAAUGGCGUUUCUGCGCCAGCCGAUGUGGGAUAUCCAGGAGAAUGUAGCUCUAAUCUUGAAGUAG
This is a messenger RNA of Mycena citricolor, 3322 nucleotides long. Lineage: Eukaryota; Fungi; Basidiomycota; Agaricomycetes; Agaricales; Mycenaceae. The record is from the annotation of a GenBank genome assembly.